Messenger RNA from Salvia splendens (bonfire salvia), 1820 nucleotides. Its product is annotated as serine/threonine protein phosphatase 2A 57 kDa regulatory subunit B' beta isoform. Gene Ontology annotation, molecular function: protein phosphatase regulator activity. Lineage: Eukaryota; Viridiplantae; Streptophyta; Magnoliopsida; Lamiales; Lamiaceae. Gene Ontology annotation, biological process: signal transduction. Gene Ontology annotation, cellular component: protein phosphatase type 2A complex. The coding region runs from base 115 to 1575 and encodes 486 amino acids. The record is from RefSeq and is a predicted model, not a curated record. The transcript has 2 exons.
ACUGGAAGAGCAAUUAAAAUGUGAAGUUGAGUAGUGUGAUAGUUUGUUGCUUUAGGCGAUUUCUGUUCCUGCGGUUUGUGUGAUUUCUCUUUCCUGUUUGGUUUGAGGAUCACAAUGCUGAACAAGAUAAUGAAAAGGGGGCAGAGGAAGUCCUGGAAAUCUGAAGCAAUAGAGGCCCCCAUAUCCCAGUCGUCGUCUGCUUCUAGUGUGACUGUCAAUCAUGCAUCUCGACUGGCCUCUGCAACACCUCAGCAUGUGACCCUUUCCAACAUCCCGCCGAACCCGGGUACUGUUGAUGUUUUGCCUAUGUUAAGGGAUGUUCCAAUGGCUGACCGGCACAAUCUAUUCAUUCGGAAACUUCAAAUAUGUUGUUUCCUAUUUAAUUUUACUGAUCCGACUAAGUCUGUGCGGGAGAAGGAGAUCAAGAGGCAAACUCUGGCAGAACUCGUUGACUUGGUGCAGUCGGGAUCGUGUAAAAUGAAUGAGGUGAUGCAGGAGGAAUUAAUGAAGAUGAUAUCUGUGAAUAUUUUCCGGUGUUUGCCACCGGCUGCACAUGAGAACACUGGCUCAGAGGGUGGAGAUCCUGAGGAAGAUGAGAUGUUCAUGGACCCUUCGUGGCCGCACUUGCAAUUUGUAUAUGAUUUACUUUUAAAGUAUGUGGUGUCAUCAGAAACUGACACUAAGAUUGCCAAGAAGUAUCUUGACCACUCGUUCGUACUUAAAUUGCUUGAUUUGUUUGAUUCAGAAGACAUGAGGGAGCGGGAGUAUUUGAAGACAAUUCUUCACCGCAUAUAUGGGAGAUUUAUGGUUCAUAGACCCUUUAUACGGAAUGCGAUAAACAACAUUUUUUAUCAGUUCAUAUUUGAGACCGAGAGGUACAAUGGGAUUGGUGAGCUUUUGGAGAUUCUCGGAAGUAUAAUUAAUGGGUUUGCACUGCCAAUGAAAGAAGAACACAAGUUGUUCCUUGUACGGGCACUUAUUCCACUGCACAAGCCUAAAUGUAUUUCUUUAUACCAUCAGCAGUUGUCCUAUUGUAUAACACAGUUUGUUGAGAAGGAUUACAGAUUGGCUGAUACUGUCAUUAGAGGAGUGCUGAAGUUUUGGCCAGUCACAAACUGUGGUAAGGAAGUUCUCUUCCUUGGGGAACUAGAAGAGAUUUUGGAGUUUACACAGCCUGCAGAGUUUCAGCGCUGCAUGGUACCUCUGUUUAGACAAAUUGGACGAAGCCUCACUAGCUCACAUUUCCAGGUAGCUGAACGGGCUCUUUUUUGGUGGAACAAUGAGCACAUAGUAAGUCUGAUUGCAGAAAAUCGGAGCGUUAUUUUACCUAUCAUAUUUGAUGCGCUAGAAAAGAACAUACGAGGCCACUGGAACCAGGCAAUCAUUGGCUUGAGCUCCAAUGUCAGGAGAAUGUUUCUAGAGAUGGAUCCCGAGUUAUUUGAAGAAUGUCAGAUGCAGCAUGACGAAAAGCAAGCAAGAGCUGGAGAACUUAAACACAAUCGUGAGUUAACUUGGAAGAAAUUGGAAGAGGUUGCUUCUCAAGUUACUGGAGAAGAAAGCAUGAUCGUCAUUUAGUGGAAUUGAAAAACAUACAACUGAGGAUGAUUGUGAAACAAUUUCCGCAGUCAGUGGCAAAGCUCCUUCACUUCUUAAGAAGUAGGAGCAGCUCAUGGGAAUCAAAAUGAUUGGAAGGAAAAAACCUACAAAAUUGAGGUCAGUAUGCUACUCUGCUUCACACAAAUGCCAUUCUCUUGUGCUUGUACUUUGCAACAUUUCAUUUUAUUUUCCAUCCUAAUAAUGAUAGUUUUUGUAAUCUAUAA